This is a messenger RNA of Magnolia sinica, 2073 nucleotides long. Its product is annotated as BTB/POZ domain-containing protein At3g08570. Gene Ontology annotation, molecular function: protein binding. Bases 36 to 1853 code for a protein of 605 amino acids. The record is from RefSeq and is a predicted model, not a curated record. Lineage: Eukaryota; Viridiplantae; Streptophyta; Magnoliopsida; Magnoliales; Magnoliaceae. The transcript has 4 exons.
UUCACUUCAGACAGUGGGAGCGAGAGAACGCAGGAAUGGUGUCUGAAAAUCCUUUCCCUUCUUUCAAGCGCUCGGGAACUGCGAAUAUCUGCAAUUCCAUCGCGAAAAGGAUCUUUUCAGAUGUUGCAGGGGAUAUAACAGUUGAUGUUGAUGGCCAAUCCUUCUUAUUACAUAAGUUUCCUCUGGUCUCCCGGAGUGGAAAGAUCCGAAAAAUGGUGGCGGAUUCCCGUGAUACAGACCUAUCAAUGCUGGAGCUUCUCAACGUACCAGGUGGGCCGCAAACCUUUGAACUUGCGGCCAAGUUCUGUUAUGGCACAAACUUUGAGAUCACUACUGUGAAUGUGGCUCCCCUUCGUUGUGCUGCUGAAUACCUGGAGAUGACCGAAGAUUACAGAGAAGAAAACCUCAUCGCCAGGACGGAAACCUACUUGAAUGAGAUAGUCAUGCCAAGCCUUGAGAAAUCAGUGGAAGUUCUGUCGACCUGCGAGAGUCUGCUUCCUAUUGCAGACGAAGUGGGUAUCCUCGACAGAUGUGUGGAUGCAAUUGCGAUGAAUGCUAGCAAGGAGCAGUUGGUCUCUGGCUUGUCUCGACUGGAGUGCAAUGGUGGGUCUGGGAAAUUGAAGACGGAUUUUGGAGAAUGGUGGGUUGAGGAUCUCUCUGUUCUGAGGAUAGAUCUUUAUCAGCGAGUGAUCACGGCCAUGAGAAAGACGGGUGUUCGAUCAGACAGCAUUACAGCGUCUUUGAUUCAUUUCGCCCAGAGCUCCUUGAAAGGUAUUGGAAAACGUCAGGCAUGGGAGCCAGCAAGGAUGAAAACGAAUGCUGGGAUGGAUGUGGAAAAUGAACAGCGAGUGGUUCUGGAGAUCCUCGUUAGUCUUUUGCCGAUAGAGAAAUCUGUCCCGUUGACAUUUCUGUUCGGAAUGCUGAAGAUGGCGAUUGUCUUGGAUACCUCCGUUGCUUGCAGACUUGAACUGGAGAGGAGAAUUGGAUUGCAGCUGGAAAUGGUGUCGCUUGAUGAUCUGCUAAUCCCUUCAUUGCAGUCAGGAGAUUCUCUGUUUGAUGUGGAUACUGUCCAUCGCAUACUGGUGAAUUUUCUGCAACGGAUUGAAGAGGAAGAGCCCGAAGAAUCGUCACAGUAUGGUUACGAAUCUGAAGGUCUGGAGUCUCCGAGCCAUGCUUCUGUUUUGAAGGUCGGCCGUCUGAUUGAUGGGUAUCUUGCGGAAAUUGCGCCUGAUCCUUAUCUGAAGUUGCAAAAGUUCAUGGCUAUCAUUGAGCUCCUGCCGGAUUAUGCCCGUGUGGUUGAUGAUGGCCUCUACAGGGCUGUUGAUAUAUACUUAAAGGCGCAUCCGUCUAUGACUGAGCUGGAAUGCAAGAAGCUCUGCAAGCUCAUUGACUGCCAGAAGCUCUCGCAAGAGGCGUCCAGCCAUGCAGCCCAGAAUGAGCGCCUCCCUGUCCAGAUGGCGAUCCGUAUCCUCUACUUCGAGCAGCUUCGCCUCAAGAAUGCCCUCGGCGGGAGCUCUGGCGAUGGUUUCCUAUCGCAGAGGAUGAGCAGCGGGGUCCCCAGCGCAGCCAUGUCCCCACGCGACAACUAUGCGUCCCUGCGGCGGGAGAACCGCGAGCUGAAGCUCGAGAUAUCGAGGAUGCGGGUCCGGCUCAGUGAGCUGGAGAAGGAGCAAGUGUUCAUGAAGCAGGGGAUGAUGGGGAAGCCUGGGGAGGGGAAAACAUUUCUAUCAUCUCUGUCAAGGGGGUUUGGGAUCUUCGGCAGGCCUGUGGCAGGGAAGCGGCCCAAGUGCACGAGGAAGGGUCAGGGUUCUGAGGGGAAGAGUGGCAGGAGGCGGAGGCAUUCCACAUCGUGAGAUUGCCCACUUGAAUUUCAUUUUCGGGCACGAAUGUAUUGUUUGUAGUGAGAAUUUUAGCCUUUUGAUUAAGCAGUGUUUUUUAUUUAGUACUAACUAGCUUUGGGAAUAGGUUCUCGGAGGUAGCGGCGGCGGCGAUGCGGGAGUCGUAGAUCUUUCUGUGUAUCUCUGUUGUAAUUUUAAAAGUGAAAUGGUAAUCAUGUGGAUGACAGUUGAGUCC